Messenger RNA from Neopsephotus bourkii (Bourke's parrot), 4001 nucleotides. It is a transcript of the gene BMAL2, whose product is annotated as basic helix-loop-helix ARNT like 2. Gene Ontology annotation, cellular component: cytoplasm; nucleus; aryl hydrocarbon receptor complex. NCBI's taxonomy places the organism in Eukaryota, Metazoa, Chordata, Aves, Psittaciformes, Psittacidae. The coding region runs from base 16 to 2067 and encodes 683 amino acids. The record is from RefSeq and is a predicted model, not a curated record. Gene Ontology annotation, biological process: regulation of transcription by RNA polymerase II. The transcript has 17 exons. Gene Ontology annotation, molecular function: protein dimerization activity; RNA polymerase II cis-regulatory region sequence-specific DNA binding; DNA-binding transcription factor activity, RNA polymerase II-specific.
GCGGGAAGGCACGAAAUGUCGCGAGAAGAUGGCGGCGCUGCUGAGGCGGUGCCAAGGCGGGGGAAGGCUGGCGGGGCGCCGGUGAGCCCUCCCCCGGGCCGGCGGGACCGGCUGCUGCUGCUCACCUCAGCUCACCUCCUGCAUGCCACCGGGGCCGGGGGCGCUGUGGAGCGGUGGCACGGGCCGCCCGCCAUGGCCGAGGCAGGAGUGGGAAGCGCCGAGGGGGCCGAGGAGGAGCGGCGGGGCCCUGAAGAUAAUUUCUCAAUUGAUGGAAACUUGUGCAUUGCUUCUGGAGUCCCCAGCCUCAUGAAUCCAGUAACUAAGCCUGCUACCACCACUUCUUUCAAUGCUUCUGUGGCUGAGAUUCCAAGGAAGCGCAAAGGAAGUGAUUCUGAUAACCAAGAUACAGUUGAAGUUGAUGGUGAUCUUCAGAAAAGGAGUGAAGAUGAAGAACAUGUUAAAAUAAAAGAUUUCAGAGAGGCUCACAGUCAAACAGAGAAACGAAGAAGAGACAAAAUGAAUAAUUUGAUAGAGGAAUUAUCUGCUAUGAUACCUCAGUGCAAUCCAGUGGCACGAAAGCUAGACAAGCUUACAGUGUUACGGAUGGCUGUGCAACACUUAAAAUCUUUAAAAGGUUCCACUAGCUCCUAUACAGAAGUCCGGUAUAAACCUUCAUUUCUAAAGGAUGACGAGCUCCAACAGUUAAUCCUUAGGGCAGCAGAUGGAUUCCUAUUCGUGGUUGGGUGCAACAGAGGAAAAAUUCUGUUUGUCUCAGAAUCAGUUUGCAAAAUACUGAAUUAUGAUCAGGCCAGUUUAAUUGGACAAAGUUUGUUUGAUUACUUGCAUCCAAAAGAUGUUGCAAAAGUUAAGGAGCAGCUUUCUUCUUCAGAUGUCUCUCCGAGGGAGAAGCUCGUAGAUGGGAAAACUGGCUUACAAGUACACACAGAUUUUCAAGCUGGACCAGUUCGACUGAAUUCUGGUGCUCGACGUUCCUUCUUCUGUCGGAUAAAAUGUAGCAGGACCACAGUUAAAGAAGAAAAGGAAUGCUUGCCCAACUCAAAUAAGAAAGAUCACAGAAAAUACUGUACCAUUCAUUGCACUGGGUAUAUGAAGAACUGGCCUCCUAAUGAGGUGGGAGUAGAAGAGGAAACUGAUGUGGAAAAGGACAGUAGUAACUUUAACUGUCUUGUUGCAAUUGGGAGGUUACACCCUUAUAUUGUUCCACAGAAGAGUGGAGAGAUAAAAGUCAAAGCAACAGAAUUUGUUACUCGGUUUGCCAUGGAUGGAAAAUUUGUUUAUGUAGAUCAGCGUGCAACAGCAAUUUUAGGGUAUCUGCCACAAGAGCUUCUAGGGACUUCAUGUUACGAGUACUGCCAUCAAGAUGAUCACAAUCAUCUAGCUGAAAAACAUAAAGAAGUGUUGCAGAAUAAAGAAAAAAUAUUUACAAAUUCCUACAAAUUUAGAGCAAAAGAUGGGACUUUUGUUACUUUAAAGAGUCAGUGGUUUAGUUUCAUGAAUCCGUGGACCAAAGAACUGGAAUACAUUGUAUCAAACAACACUGUGGUAUUAGGUCAUAAUGAGUCAGCUGAAGAUGAGGUCCUCUACAGUUCCCAGCCUGCAGAAGAUGCUGUAAAACAGUCUUUAGUACGUGUACCUGGAAUGUCCUCUGGAACAGUUCUUGGUGCUGGAAGUAUAGGAACCGAAAUUGCAAAUGAAAUAUUAGAAUUGCAAAGGUUACAUUCUUCACCAUCUGAGGAGUUAAGUCCAUCACAUCUCUUGAGAAAGUCACCUUCUCCAGCUUUAACUGUAAACUGCAGCAAUGUGCCAAAUAAAGAGUUGAUUCAGUUAUGUCCUUCGGAGUCAGAAGUUACAGAGACUUCAGAACAAAACCAGGGUGCUAGUCCAUAUCCCAGUAAUGAACCUCUCCUUGGUGGUAAUUCUCAGCUGGACUUUGAUGCAAUAUGUGAAAAUGAUGACACUGCUAUGACAGCUCUUAUGAACUACUUGGAGGCUGAUGGAGGACUUGGGGAUCCAGCAGAACUCAGUGAUAUACAAUGGGCUCUCUAGUUUUGCUUUUUCAAAAUAAGAAGGAAUGUAAAAUCCGUAAUGCACAACAACCAUACAUCCUCAGUACUGUAUUAUAAUUUUGUAAUGUCUUAUUUGAAUUCAUACCUACUGUCUGUAUAUUUCUAAAGACUGAAGCCUUGUUCAGAGAGAGUCAGUUUCUUCUGAUGCACCUAUGGAAAAAUGCAAUAUUUUUUUCAUGAUGGAGAAACCUUGAAAUUUUAAUAUUGAACCAUCUGUAACUGGAAUGCUUAAAACACUAUAUUUUUGCUAAGAAGCUUUAACCAAAAUGUACUGUACAGUGUACAGGAAUACUUUUUCUUAGUUUUAAUACUUAAACCUUCUAUUUAUUGUUUUUGUUUCAAAUGGUAGAAUAUUGAUUAUCCAUGUUGCUUUCUGUAGAAACGUACUGUACUUACACAGUUUAUUUGUAACUAUUAAAUUUCACUGAAAUGAUGAAUUGCACACACUACACUUGUAAAAUAAGGUAUUGUAAUACUCAAAUUAAGCAGUUUGUGAUUCCUUGUCCUUUUCAGAAGUGCAAUUUUUGUAGUCAAAAGUAAAAAUAAAGCAUACAGCUCUGGGAGCAAGGAUUUGCACCAUAACAAUAAUGUUUUGAGAAAAAGAUGGUCAUUUCUCCAGUACAUAACAAGGGUAUAAGAAAGGAUCAACAAAAUUUUAAUUACUAUUUUGUUUUAUUUGUAAUGUGUUAUUAGAGGGGCAGUGCACAGAACCUAACAAAAGUAAUGCUAUAACUGUAAUAUAGCACUCUGGUCUCACCACGGGUUAUUUACUAACUUAGAGAAGUUUGGAUUGUCUUGGUCCCAGCGUGAGGCUAGCGCUGUCUGUUAGUGCAAACAUGUUCUAUAGUAUCUUUUGUAGUCUCCAUGUUUUUGGAGAGAUUAGGGUGGUUUUCUGUUGCUUGAGUCUGUGACCUUUAAAAGUAUUUGUGUAAUAUAGUGCUGCCUGUAAGUAAAUGCUAUAUAGGAUGACCUUCGUUUGGGAGACAGCUUUUGCAAGAAUUGCAACCCAGUUACAGAGAAUUACUCAAGAACAUAGCACUUAAUGGGUUGUAUUAGAACAAUAUAGCAUUAAUAUAUAAACUGGAUCUUUUAUCUCUGGUAUUAAGGGUUUAGAUUACUUUUUGCAUCAAUUAUAGCUCAUAAAAGCACAGGUUUUCUGCUUUGUUUUGGUUUUUAAAUUCAGUUAGUGAAAGGAAAGCAUUUGAAGAUACUCAACACAUGCAUAUGUAAUACAGACACUUAACCACAGGUACUACCAUAAGCACUAUGGUAUUUGUUUUAACACUAAAGUUAGGCAGCCUAUUUGGCUAUUUGUACGACGGCCUAGGUGUGUGAACAAAUGAUGUGGAAGCCGCUAGAUGUCAGGCUUCUACUAUUGGACAACAGCCCUUUCCUGAAGGAAUACAUCAUUUGGUGAUGCGCCAACUUCUUCCUAUGCUUUGGCCGAGCACCUUUGUAUCUUAUAGAUAUGAACCUAUUUGCAAAUGAUGAAUUUUUUGGUGACAUUUUGUCCAGAUUUUCUAGAACGGAUUGUUGGGUUGAUUUUUAUUUUUCAGUCUAUAGAUUUUUUUCAUGUGAUUUCCUGCAGUCAGAGGUUUUGGUUUUUUGUUUUUUUUUACAGACAUGGGGCCAAAAAUUAUCUGUUCGCUAGCUUUAUUAGAAUAAACUUUGCUGUUUCUUCACAGACAAUGGAUUUUGGGCUACAUCAUGGAGAAAAAGGAGAAAAAUAAACCGGCGCUUUUAAAGAAUUGGUCGAACUCUAUUUGUAUAAAUGAAAGUGGAGAAUUUCAAUUUUUGCCACUGUAAAAUGCAUUUUCUUUUUUCUAUUUAAUUAUAGAAAAAAACUCUAAAUAAAACAAGAAAUACAGCAGCUAACACAGAUAAAUGAGUAAAUAAAUAGCUUGAAAUUAUGCA